AUGGAUGAAGACAAUGUAUUUGAAGAACCUUAUACAAUGGAUAAAGACAAUAUAUUUGAACAGCCUAAUAUAACAGAAUGUAGUUCCACAUUGAUUUCAAUAAUAUCUCAAAAUACAUUUGAACCAGAAGCACUUUCCAAAAACAAUCCUCCUGAAGAAUAUCUUACAGCUACUGAAGAACAUUGCAACCCUCUUGAUUUCUAG
Messenger RNA from Cetraspora pellucida, 204 nucleotides. The record is from the annotation of a GenBank genome assembly. Lineage: Eukaryota; Fungi; Glomeromycota; Glomeromycetes; Diversisporales; Gigasporaceae.